AUGGCGCCUAUUGCGUUAGCGCGUUUAGUCGCGUUGCAGACCCAUCGGAAGGCCAAGAUCGAGCAAAUCGGGGCUCGUAUGAGGGAGCACGCGCCCGACACGCUCAACCGCGUCAUCGUGCAAACUCGUGUAGAUACUAUCAGUGAGAUCUGGGCCGAAGCCUGCAAGACGCACCACGACAUUACCUUACGUGCUGAAUCAGAAGAGCACCCGUACACAGUCGGAAACGAGUUUCAAGCGAUGCGCUGUGCUUACGAGGACGCGUCUGACUGGCUCAUCACGACCCUCACUAACCUCCCGUCGGAGGACAAUCACAAUCCGCGCAGACGUACACGCGAGGACGAUGAGACAGAUGACCAACUCGCGAAACUCCCACGUUUAGACCUACCGUCGUUCUCGGGAAAUUAUGUGUCCGCUGUGGAUUUGCGCACGUUCGUCGACGAAGUUCAGCGAAUCAUCCGGGCACUCACCAAUCUACGAACACCUGUACAGCACUGGGACAUCUGGCUUGUGCACGCACUGGAUAUACGUCUAGAUCCUGAGUCGAGAAAGAUCUGGGAGAGCGAAUUAAUUUAUCGCGAACGGCAGACGACCGCAAUCACGAUCGACGGCUCAGAUGAAAACCCAUGGCGCUUCGCCAAGUUCGUGGAUCUAGUCGCGUUCUUAGAUCGAAGGGCUCAAUCACUACUCGCGAUUCAUGCAGAUAAGGACGAGAAAAAGGGACCGUCUACCAACAGCUCGAACCAUAACUCGCGCCGCGUUCAUCACGCUAACGCAUCCUUGCUAACGAGAACGUCUAGGUGCGCCCUAUGUACGGGAGAGCACUUCAUUUCGCGUUGCCCGACUUACCUUGCUAAAAAUGUCCACGAACGUCAGAGCGACGUGUGUCAAUUGAAGCUCUGCUUUAAUUGCCUCCGCCAGCAUAAGUUCAAUAAGUGCAGGUCGACGUACACAUGCAAGGUCUGUCGUGAAAAACACCACUCGACGCUCCAUCGACCGAGUAGCAACCCUAGUAGCGCCGCGCCCAAAAGCACGCAGAAUGGCACGAAUGCGAGUGCCGAAUCGGAAGUCCGAGCGAAUGUCGCACGAGUAGGCGCGCACCGCAACAUCGCGGCACAUGCAUGCAACAAAAGUGUGCCCGAAGAUGACUGCCCAGUUCUCCUAGCCACCGCCUUGGUGAAAGUCGUCAACGCGUUUAUCUUACCGCGACUUACCUCUGAUUUGCCAUCGCGCGCCUCCACGAAACAGGACCUCACGCAGCUUGAGACUUUACCUUUGGCCGAUCCUUUCUUUUAUACGUCGGGUCGGAUCGAUCUGAUGAUCGGAGCCGACCUCUACGGUCAGCUGCUACGCCCGGGUCUCAUGCAGGUUUCGAGCUCGGGUUUGGUCGCGCAAAACACUGCAUUCGGGUGGAUAAUAUCGGGCCCUAUCUACAAACCCUCGUCACGGCGGGCGGUACACGCGAACUGUGCGUCGAUCAAGGUCCUUCGGUGCGUAGUCAAUAGUGACCUGAGCGAGCUGCUACAACGCUUCUGGACGCUUGAGGAGGUGCCGGCCGUCACCGAUUCGCUAAAACCGGACGAUAAAGCGUGCGAGAAGCUUUUCACUGAAACGCAUAAGCGAGGAAGCGACGGUCGUUACCAGGUACGUCUUCCGCGUGUAGGAGAGAUACCACGCGUCGGUAUGGAAACGCAGCGUAUGGCCUUGCUCUCGUUGACUUAUCAGCACAAGCGCUUGGCUCGUGAUCCGCAGCUCAACCGCGCGUACACGGAAUCCAUGCAGACCUACUAUGAUCUCGGCCACAUGGAGCGGGUCCCCGACUAUGAGAGAAACAAUCCCUACGCGUGGUACCUGCCACACCACGCGGUUAUGCAGGCUGCCGCGAUACAGCCGAAAAUACGCGUUGUUUUCGAUGCGUCGCGUCAAACUCGGGACAAGCACAGCUUGACUGACUUUCUCAUGGCCGGGCCCCCGCUUCAAAGUGACCUCGACCUCAUUUUACUCAAUUGGCGCAGAUAUCGCUAUGGCUUCACGGCCGACAUAGUGAAAAUGUUUCGGCAAAUUCGUGUAGCGCGCGAAGAUCAGGACCUCUAG
Molecule: messenger RNA, 2094 nt
Organism: Phymastichus coffea
Lineage: Eukaryota; Metazoa; Arthropoda; Insecta; Hymenoptera; Eulophidae
Exons: 2
Coding region: 1-2094 (697 amino acids)
Source: RefSeq, a predicted model, not a curated record